ACAAACGAUGUUGGGCUCGAGGUCUCGGGUUUGAAGUCUUGUGACAUUCGAGGCGUGACAGCUUCAGACCGAGCUGUGAGGGUCCGGCCGAUCUGUGCUCAUCAUGAACUCAGCUCUCAAAGGCCUAUCUGUGCACAUCCUCAUCUAAGCUCGACCUCCGACCUCAAACGUGCUGGAAUUCAAACUCUCCCUCCCUUUGGAUUUCAUCAGUUGGCCCAGGAAUCCGUACAAAGACAGUCAGACGCACCAAAUAGGAUAUCAUCUGGGCCUGACGGUUUCUACACGGAUCCUACGACUACGGCCGGGCUUUCGUCUCGUGUUGGACCUCGGUGA
This is a messenger RNA of Puccinia graminis f. sp. tritici CRL 75-36-700-3, 333 nucleotides long. RefSeq lists its product as uncharacterized. The record is from RefSeq and is a predicted model, not a curated record. The transcript is spliced from 2 exons. The annotation marks the transcript as partial. NCBI's taxonomy places the organism in Eukaryota, Fungi, Basidiomycota, Pucciniomycetes, Pucciniales, Pucciniaceae.